AUGGAUACAUACUUUUUAGACGACGAUCAUUUUGCAAUUUCGGGAAUUACAAUAUUAACAAUCCAGUUAAUAUUCUUCUUAAUUGCGGCAAUUUUUCAACUGGAUAAACUGACAGAUUUUGCAGGCGGAAUUAAUUUUAUUAUAGUAGCUCUUCUCACAUUCUUUUUAGGUCAAAUAAAUCGUAAGAGUAAGCACUAUGAUUCGAGGCAGCUGAUGGUGACGGUUUUUGUGUGCUUAUGGGGAGCAAGAUUAUCAGCAUAUUUAUUGUAUCGUAUUAUUAAGAUUGGUAGAGAUAAACAAUUUGAGGAUAAUAAGCGUAAUGUCAUACGAUUCGCAAUAUUCUGGACAUUUCAGGCUGUUUGGGUUUUUAUCGUUUCAUUGCCCGUCAUAAUUGUCAAUUCACCACGUCACUCACAACCGAAUGCACCAAGAACGAUGACUCCUCUAGACUCGACUGGCAGUGGGAUGUUUAUUGUUGGCUUGUUAACAGAAACUUACAGCGACUUGCAAAAGUUUUCCUUUCGUCAGGAUCCUGCUAAUCAAGGAAAAUUUUGCAAUGAUGGUUUGUGGAAAAUAAGCCGUCAUCCGAACUAUUUUGGUGAAAUAAUUUUGUGGUGGGGGGUGUUCGUUAUCUCGCUAAAUGUUAUUAAAGGUAUUGAAUGGAUCGCAAUUUUAUCACCAAUAUUUACGACUUUAAUUAUUCUGUUCCUGUCUGGUAUUCCUGUUCGUGAACGUGUUUCUGAUGAGAAAUAUAAAGAAAGCUUAGAGUAUCGACGAUACAAAUUCAGUACAUCUCCAUUAAUACCCAUACCGACAUCAAUUUAUAUGGAAGUGCCGAGGGCAUUAAAAUUUAUUAUUUGCUGCGAAUUUCCUCUUUAUGAUUCAUAUAAAAUUACAAAAACGGAUUCAUCAUAUGGUGCAGGCACUAUGUCGAUGACUCACUCUUACUCAUAUCAGCAUCACACAUAGCAAAAGACUGGUGGUAAUGUUUAUGGUGUAACUCCAACUGGAGCAGGCGGAAUUAGUGGUAAUACUAAUAAAAAAUCUUCUUCGUCAACGGCAGUAGCGUCAACAUCUUCUUCCACGCAUCAUCAUCAUCAUCAUCACGACAGCCAUCAGCAAAAAAACAGCGGCAUUGCAUUAUCAUCCUUACGUCAACCAUCUACGUCACAAUAUCGUGAUAUGUUCGAGGAAAUUCAUGUGGACAAUUCGCAUCAUGCUCAAAUAACUACAAUUUUGUGAUCAAAUUUAACGAUAAUAAUGCGCAAGUAUUAUAAUAAAAUAAAGAUUUAAUUAAUUAAAACUCUAAAUUAAGAAAAGAUUAUUUUAAUAGGAAAUGAAUAAUCAUGUUGUUUAUAAUAUAAAGUUGAAUGUUUUUUUAUGAAGAAUUAAAUUAAAUUAAAUUAAAAUUAAAUUAAUUGUGGAAGAAGAAAUUUUCA
Molecule: messenger RNA, 1439 nt
Organism: Chironomus riparius
Lineage: Eukaryota; Metazoa; Arthropoda; Insecta; Diptera; Chironomidae
Source: the annotation of a GenBank genome assembly